Monomorium pharaonis (pharaoh ant) is the source of this 906-nucleotide messenger RNA. RefSeq lists its product as uncharacterized. The transcript has a single exon. Bases 1 to 906 code for a protein of 301 amino acids. The record is from RefSeq and is a predicted model, not a curated record. Lineage: Eukaryota; Metazoa; Arthropoda; Insecta; Hymenoptera; Formicidae.
AUGACUGACAUUCUAAACAUCGGAGACGAACCGAUCUUCGAUGAUCGCAUCGUCAAGAUCGAGACUCAUACGUACAAUCCGUUUGCCAACACAACGUUCGGGCACAGCGACGAGAUACGAAUACCCAUACACCAACAGGAUCUGUACACAUUGCCGUUCGAAAGUUUUCUAUACAUCGAGGGAAAAGUGACAAUAAACAAACCAGCCGAGGGAUUUUCGCUGGUACUGGGAAAUAAUUGUGUCGCGUUCAUGUUCGAUGAGAUUCGAUACGAACUCGACGGUGUAGAAAUUGAUCGCAACAGAAAUGUUGGAAUAACCAGCACACUGAAAAACUAUGCAACUGUGUCGUCAGACAAAAACGUGAUUCUGAGGAACGCAGGAUGGAUUUCGGGUUGGGACGUGAAUGGAUACUUUAAUUAUUGCGUACCACUCAACAUGUUGUUGGGGUUUUGCGAGGAUUACAGACGCGUGGUGAUCAACGCUCGUCACGAGUUAAUUUUAAUACGCGCGCGUAACGAUAACAACAGUCUAAUGGGAAGUUCGGAGUUGGAACCCACGAUUGAUAUAUUCAAGAUACAAUGGCGCAUGCCUCACGUACCGCUGAACGAGAUACAUAAGUUGUCGAUGCUGCGUAUUCUGGAGAGCGGACGGUACCUGAGCAUGGCUUUUCGUUCGUGGGAUCUGUACGAGUUUCCACUAUUGCAGCAAACAACUAAGCAUUCGUGGGCCAUCAAGACCGCUACUCAGCUUGAGAAGCCACGAUAUGUUAUCUUUGCUCUGCAGACGGGUCGAAAGAACAUUGUGUCCGAGGAUCCAAGCCGAUUCGAUCAUUGCAAAUUGACAAACGUGAAACUAUCUGAACUCGGAAUGUUAUCCAUACGACGACAUGAACUUGGAUUUCGAUAA